AUGGCCGGCACCUUCGACUUUGAAGCCUUCAUCUCCUUACCCUCUCAGGGAGAGGUUGUCCAGUCUAUCGUUCCGAACGGUGCCAAUCCAAACGCCAUUACCACCACCACCGAUAGCCUCGGCAAUCCAAUCAUCACCAAUGCCAACGACAACUCGUUACUUGGCCCUGCUAAUGACAUGAUCUCUUCCUUCCCUGACCAAGGCAUGAGCAGCGGUCUCGAAAGCAGCAGCCAUCAGUACAAUGGAGGCAUCGACAUGAUGAGCAGCUCCACCCUCAUGAGCCAGUCCAACUCCAUGAUGUACUCUGGCAGCAACUAUGGCGACUCGUUCGGCAAUCACAACAUCAAGUCUUGGGAUAUGGGCAACAAUGCUGGCGCUGCAAAUGUUGCUUCUUCCUUCGACUUCGGCGGCGUCGGUGCAUCGGACCCUACAGCCAACGUCGACGGCGGUGCAUCCACAGCUCAGCUUCAGAACGGUCCAAUGGCCGCGCCCGCUUCCUUAACUUCGGACCCCAUCACCGCUCCGCCAAGCGGCGCGGCCGAGAAUGGCAACAAACGCGCUCGCGACAUCACCGCCUCAUAUCGCGACCAGAUCGCUGCUCAUCAUUCACACCUCAUGAACAUCAGCACUGCGCUUGGUCCCAAUGGUUCCGGUAGUCGCAGCACCUCUUCCAUCCCUCGCGUGUCAACCUUUAAGCACAAUCCCAUGAACCGUUGCAUCACUACUUCCAAUGCAGCCAAGUUGAACCUUAGCCUACAGGAACGUCGACGACUCUCACGACAGGCAGCCAAGCACGGCCCCAACACCGCCCAGUCUCAGCAAAACGCAACAGCCCAAGGUGCCAAUGCCUUUGCUCCCCUUGCCGGCCGAGGUGCCAAGCGUGGUCUUAACGGCGUCAGUGGUCAGAUCAGCAGCACUCCCCAACAGUCCCUGCCUCUACCAUCCCGCAGCGUCUCGUUCAUGAACGAUUCGUCAGGCUCGUCUGUAUCCUCGUCCAGCACGUCACCUCAAAAGAUGCUUGAUAGCCGCUCGUCGAGCUUCAUGCAGUCCACUUCCAGCAACAAUGUCGCUAGUCCCGGUGCAACCGGUAAUGGUCUCGGUGCACCUUCAUCAGUGUAUCAGGGUAGCUUCAGCACCACAUCGGGCGAGGCGGUUCCCACCUCGAACAAGUACUCGACCUCAGGCAUCGAUGUGCUUGGCAUUUUGUCCCGCGCCAUCACGCGUCCCAACCCCAGCAUCGCGCUUGGUCCUGUGGAUCUGUCUUGCUCCUUUGCCAUCUCUGAUGCUCGUCAUCCCGACCAGCCUCUUAUCUAUGCCAGUGAGACCUUCUGUCACUUGACCGGUUACACUUUGCACGAGAUCCUUGGCAAGAACUGUCGCUUCUUGCAGACACCCGGCGUGCCCUUGGAGGCCGGCGCCGAGCGUCUGCACACCGACAAUCGCGCCGUCGAGCAUCUCAAGCGACACAACAGUGGCUUCCGUGAAUGCCAGGCCAGUCUCAUCAACUACCGCAAGGAUGGCAGCCCGUUCAUCAACUUGGUCACCGUCGUGCCUGUUUCCUGGUCCGACCCUACGCAGGUCGACUUCCUCGUUGGUUUUCAAGUCGACCUGGUUGAGCAACCUGGCGCCAUCCUCGAGCGCAAGGAGGACGGCUCGUACCUCGUCAACUAUCGUUCCAUCAAUGAUCCUCCCCCUUCGGCCAUCCUUGGCGCUGACGAGCCGGUCAAGGACGCUGACGCCGAGGCUUCGAAGCAAGCUGCUAUCGCCGCCGACAUCCUUGAUCUGAUCCAUGGCGUUGGUCCUUGCGAUUCUAAACAGUGGUCGCGAGUUUUGCUCGAGAACUCACACGAUCUCAUCUAUGUGCUCUCGCUUAAAGGGACCUUCCUCUACGUCUCGCCAUCGAUUGAGCGUAUUCUUGGCUUUACCGCCGAGGAGGUCAUCGGCAAGUCUAUUUCAGAGUUCUGCCAUCCUAGCGACGUUGUCCCUGUCUUCAGAGAGUUGAAAGAUUCGACGAGCAAUGCUAGUAUCGCGGCUGCUGCAUCGCGCAACAUCCGCACUGAAGGUGUUGCCAACCCGCUCACCAAGGGCGGUGGUGGCCAAGCUGGUCCUCGUGUCAACUUGAACAUGCGUAUGCGUCACAAGCAUGAUGGUCAUCGCUGGAUCGAGAGCACCGGUAAGCUGCAUCUCGAGCAGGGCAAGGGCCGCAAGGUGGUCAUCUCGAGCGGUCGACCCCGUCCAGUCUACAACCUGGCAUGGGAGCACGUCCGCCGUGGUGCCGAAUCGGCACAGCCCUCGUUCUGGUCUAAGCUGUCGAUCGAUGGUGUCUUCCUCUGCACCACCGGUCCCGUAGCUGAUGUGCUCAACUGCGAUGGUAGGGACAUCUUUGGUCGUCAUGUGCUUGAAGUGACCAACUACGAAGCUGCGCCUUCCCUUUUGCAGGCGCUCCGUAGCAGUCAGGCCAUGACCGUCUCACAUUUGAUGGGUGAUGGUGUCAACAAUUCGGUCCCCGUCUUCACAUCCUUCUACCCUUCGUCUGCAGCCGCUGGUCCUGCACUGCCUACCGUGUUCGUGCACGUCCAGCGUGCAUCGGCCGAGAGCUCCUGGAUGAUCCCCAAUGUGGCUUAUCCCAAGGGCGGUCCUCAGCCUGCCUUUGACUCUACAGGGACCAGCGUCGACUCGCUGACGUCGGUAUUUGCGGAACUAUCAACAUACCGCAGCAGCUCGUGGGUAUUCGAGAUGCACCAGCUCAAGAAUGUCAACCGCCGUCUCAAGGACGAGAUCCGAGCACUGCGUCGCCAGUCAAGAGAUCACUUUGCUCUGGGCCAGCAAGGCAUGUCGGCCAACGGCGUCAAGCUUUCUACACCGCAGAGCCCCACUAUGGCUGGUGGUCGACGACACAGCGGUCACAUGGAUGCCUCGCCGUUUGGCGUUGGAAUGGGUCAAGGGGCAGUAGUUGCUCGCAUUCAAGCACCCAGUCCUAUCCGACGACGACCCGAUCACGGCCACGGUCACCGCCAGCACUUGCGUCCUACAGCGGCUUUGCAGUACCUGCAUACGGGCAGCAGCACCGAUCGUGGCAGCAGCAGUUGCUCGGGAUCCGAGAUCUCGCCCUUCGGCAAACGUGCUCCCAACGAGCGUCGUUCUGGCUCGGGCAAUGCUUCGGACGAGACAGGUGCUACCACCACAUCGGGCGACACUUCGGAGAAGGAUGGCGCCUCCAACAACGGCAAUAGUACAGGCAGUGGCAGCUCAAGUCGUCGCAGCUCAGCCGAAGCCUGCUGA
Ustilago hordei is the source of this 3282-nucleotide messenger RNA. RefSeq lists its product as uncharacterized. The record is from RefSeq and is a predicted model, not a curated record. Gene Ontology annotation, cellular component: nucleus. Lineage: Eukaryota; Fungi; Basidiomycota; Ustilaginomycetes; Ustilaginales; Ustilaginaceae. Bases 1 to 3282 code for a protein of 1093 amino acids. Gene Ontology annotation, biological process: regulation of DNA-templated transcription. The transcript has a single exon.